AAUGUGAUUGGAAAAUGAUAAACAUUAUUGUCUCUGUGAAGUCUCCCGAUCGAUUUCCGUGGAAGAGCAUUGUUGACAAAAACGAAUGGACCGGUGAAAUACUGAACUAACGCAUGAAACACCUGAAUUAUUGAUCUCAAUCAAAUGUAAUGAUUAAGCAAUGUGGGACGUACCGCUUGAUGUGGAGAAGACGGUGGGGAAUUCUAUUAAAACUGGGACACCACGGGACGUUGUAAUAUGAAUAGGGAAUUUAAUUAAGGACGGAAGCAAGUGGACAGAUUUGACAGCAUGAGGGCUAAUUGUUUUCUGCCAUCUCUUGCUGGACCAGCGACAUGUUUGUCGGGAGGCUAGUGGACGAAAAUGUUGCUGGGGUGGUGGUGUAUAUGUGCUUGUCUCCACUGGCUUGCUGGUGGUGGAGCUUCUGAGGUAGGGAUCUUAUUGAUCUGUGAUCAAACUUUCCAGGAAAUUUGCCGUAAAAAACAAUAUGACGCAAAAGGUGACGUAGGCGUGACGUUGGAAUUGGUCAGUGAUAGCAACUCUUAUAUCACCCACGUAGAGAACAUUCACAGUUUGCUACAGAAUGACAAGAGACGUGACGUCAUUAUGGUGUUCGGGGACAGCAGUUUGGUAAGCGCCGCUGGCACAGUGGUUCAAGGAACCCGGAUAUCAGUGAUUGCUUACAACAAAGGCCCUGUGCCAACGAUUUAUCAAGAUGACAUCAUUUCCGUCAACUCUAACAUGCUCCAUCUUGGACAAGCCAUGAUGCAUCUCAUUAACAGUCUAAGGGUGGUCAAACAUACCCAUGUUUUCACAGACAUUAAUUUGCUUUAUGAUGGUUUCCUUCAAGGGUUCUGGGAUGGAAACCUGAAUUUUUCUCACUCCACAGUAUUGCACGAAGACAUGGAAAAUGAAAUCUCUCUGUUUUUCUAUUUGAGGGAUUUACGGGAAAGUGGUAUAAAACAAUUUGUCGUGCACGCACGUCCAGAUCUGGUCUAUCUCUUGAUGCGUGCAAACAGGCGUUUGGACAACACCGGAAGAGGAUAUCAGUGGUUUUUAUCAUAUACUUCCGUGUCGAAUUUCACCGAUAACGACAUUAUACCAGAGGGUACACUUGUUGUAGAAUCUGCCCAGAAUGAUCAAGCAGUUGUGGAAUACGCCCUGGGGCGGAUCUUUGAGGAAUUAGAGAAUAUCGUGCACAAUUGUUUCACCGGUGACAUAUUCGACUGCAUCAGAGAUGUUCGUGUAAACAAGUCCAGUAAGAAAAACCUCUUGUUAUCAAGUGGAAUUGGUCACUUUGAGAUAAGCAAUCGCUUUUGGAGAGUGAUAAAUGAGACAUACAAGGAACUCGAGUGGAUGUCGGCCGGCAACAUCUUCUAUAACAGCACCAAGCACAGCAUUCAGUGGUACGGAAGCACAAUACUGGGACCAAUAUUUCACAGUAAGAACUUCUAUCGCGUCGUCACUACUCCAUCGCCGCCGUUUGUCAUGAUUAAAGGUCCCAUUGAUCAGGGGGAUUCUUGUUAUGGAAACAAACUUUGUUUCAAGAUUCUUAAAGGGAACCCCAUGUACCUCGGACCAAACACUCGUCUGGAGGACUUUAAAAAGAACGUGGAAGUGGAGAGGUACUGCUGCAGUGGCUUUGUCAUGGACAUACUGGAGUAUUUAUCCACAGAUCUGGUCUUUGAUUACCUGGUAUAUUUCAGAGAUGAGGUCGGCCAUAAUGCCACAGAUCGACGUGAGUCCAUGAUUUAUGAUGUGGGGAAUGGAACCGCGGAUAUCAUAGCCGGUGCUCUAACUAUAACGUCCAAUGACAGCAAAAUUCUACGAUUCACGGAGCCAUACUAUUUCUCGGGAUUUGUGAUGGCAGUACCACUUGAAACGACGAAACCGUCUAUGGACGCAUUUACAGCCCCGUUUGAUGGUUAUGUGUGGUUGGCAAUCUUUUUAAGUGCAACAACAGCAGCUUUAGCUACCUCUCUGUUUGAAUGGAACAGUCCAUUCGGACUGAAUCCGUGGGGACGAAAACGUUUGAAGAAUUACACCCUUGGUUCGGCUUUGGUCAUGGUCUACUCUGUUUUGUUUGGCCACACUGUUAGCACAAAGUCACCUAAAUCUUGGCCGGCGAAGGUUCUCCAGAACUUUUGGGCAGGACUCGCCAUUUUUAUUGUGGCUAGCUAUACUGCAAACCUAGCUGCAUAUUUGGCAGGAAUCAGCAGGGUGGAUGAAAUAAUCAGCAUCUUUGAUCAAAGCAUGAGUUCCAAGCGUGUAUAUGUGACAAGGUCAAGUCCCGCUGCUAACUACCUCCAGGUCAUCAAAGAAAAACUAAAGAGGAAUAUUGUUAUAAAUGAGAUUUCACCAGAAGAGACGCCUCAUAGCAUUGUCAAGCACCUAAGAGACAAAACGUAUGACGUUUUCAUCAAUGAUCGUCUGCUUUUGGAGUAUACACUUGCACAACACGACAACUGUUCAAUCAAAUUUAGUGGCCAUGACUUUGGAGAAAAUCUCUACGCAUUUGGAUUAAAUAGAGAUGCAAUUCAUCUGACGGAGAACAUGUCUUCGUUAAUUCUGAGUUACCUAGAGGGGGGCCAGGUCACAGAAGCUAUGCAAAGAUAUAUCAAAAACCGGAAUUGUGCUGCUCAAGGUGAACGAUUCACCCGGAAGUAUGGUCUUGAUCACACGGGAGGCUUGUUCAUCAUUCUCCUGUCGGCCAUGUUUGUGGGGGCGCUCCUACUUAUUGUGGAACUAUAUGUAUUUAAGUAUCUUGUACCAUAUCUGCGUAAAAAGCCCAAUGACAGCUUGUGGAAAAACAGAAAUAUUGAAUAUGUUAAUCAGAGACUGUACCGCACAUUAAUGAGUGAGCAGUUAGUAUCUCCACAACAAACAGCACAGGAGAUGAUCAGAAUCGUCAGAGAGAGACGAUUCGACAGGCUCUUCCUCAAAAAUGAACUCCGAGAUCAGGGGAAAAUACAAAAGAAGGGAAUUCCAAAGGGUCUUAGACUUAUAGAUAUCACAGACAACUUGAUAAGAUCGAAAAAAGCUGAAUCAGAAAUAUUCGCUACAUCUUCCUCCAGUAAUUUGUAUUCCAUCAAUGAACAGGAAUACGAUGACGACUCACUCAGUGACGUCAGUGAUUACGUAACGGGGGACGAACAGGAUAUGCAGAUUUCAUUCGAGGAUAUGAAGGACACGGUAAUAGACAGAUCAGAAGUGCCAAUUAACAAUCAAAGACAAGCUCGGCAGUCUUGUUCAGAGGCAACUCGAAUGCAGUCACUGAAGGUCACCCCAAGUCAGUAUGUACGUUGUAAGCAGUCUCGAGUUCGUUACUGUUCUGAUUCCAAUUUGGGAGGAUCACAUUCGAGUUCAUCAUACAGACGAAAUAAAUCAUGUCCUAAUUUUCAAAAACAUCCAACUAAAGACGAAAAGAAACAGAAGAUGUAUGAAAUGGAUGAGAUUGAAAUGUUAGAAAUAGCAGCGCGACCUGAUAAAACAAAACUUAUUCGCAAAUCGAAGAAGGCCAAUAUCGGCCGGGCAUUCACAUUCUACGGGAAAUCUCUGAAAGACAAUCGACUGAAAUCGUCCAUCCGGAGUCAUGCCAUGGCAACACGCCGACAUUCAGAGUCCGCAUUUGACGACUGCGCAGUAGAUGCCCUCUCAAAAGAAGACCUGAUGGUUUUGUGGAAAAAAUCAGAGAUUGAGUUACAAACCAGCCUAAACAGAGUUACACAGGAAAAUACCCAUUUAAAGCGGCUUCUCCGGGUCGUAGAAGUGUCGGAGAACGUACCUGGGGAAGAGGUAUCGAAGGGAGAAGCUGUCCACAUCACUGCAACUCCACUGUGAAAUCUCAAAUCAUAGUCUGUAGUUACUUCAUAAUGAACAACUGUUAUUAUACCUACUUGAAACUCCACCAGUAUCAUGUUGUCGUAUUAGCAAUGACACGGAUCCCAAUCAUGAUGAUACUAUGGGAAGUUAAGAUGUUUUCGAAGCAUUUUAUUCGUGCAUUUCGAAACGUUUCAUUCAAACCUGUGAUUCGUUAGUUUUGUUAUUAAAUAUGCACAUCGUUUGUACAUGUGAUUCAGUAGUUCAGUUAUUAUAUAUGCAUAUCGUUUGUUCAUAUAUUUCAUCUCUCUCUUACCCAAAGAUACAGGAUUGAUCUACAUGAUAUAUGCAAAAUAGUUCUUUAUCAGAUAAAAUGAUCACCUAGGUAUAUAAAUUUGGAUCAACUGUAGUGUUGUUAUUGUUAAAUUAAUUGCAAUAAAC
Molecule: messenger RNA, 4257 nt
Organism: Saccostrea echinata
Lineage: Eukaryota; Metazoa; Mollusca; Bivalvia; Ostreida; Ostreidae
Product: glutamate receptor ionotropic, NMDA 1-like
Exons: 9
Coding region: 361-3837 (1158 amino acids)
Biological process (GO): monoatomic ion transport
Cellular component (GO): plasma membrane
Molecular function (GO): glutamate-gated receptor activity
Source: RefSeq, a predicted model, not a curated record